Salvia splendens (bonfire salvia) is the source of this 1011-nucleotide messenger RNA. RefSeq lists its product as uncharacterized. The record is from RefSeq and is a predicted model, not a curated record. The transcript has 2 exons. The coding region runs from base 1 to 1011 and encodes 336 amino acids. NCBI's taxonomy places the organism in Eukaryota, Viridiplantae, Streptophyta, Magnoliopsida, Lamiales, Lamiaceae.
AUGGUAUCCUACGUUCCACCGAAUCAGAGAGGAUAUCAGAACAGCAAUCAGACCACUCAGUCACAGCAGCAUGGCAGUCAAGGGCCACAUGGGAACUUCCACCAAGGACAGGGGUACGCAUCGAAUCACCCUCCAGGAGUAAAUCCGAGCCAGCCAAAUUCCAAAUUGUCUAAGCACAUAGAUGGCGUAGUGCGGGAUUUGAUGAAUUCUCAACAGCACAUCCAGGGAAAUAUGCAAGCCAAUAAUGAUUUAGUGCAUCGGAUACAAGAUGCCCAACAAGAGGAGAAAGCGACUAUGGAUAUGCUAACUAAACAACUAUCCCAGAUGGCCACGAUGUUGAAUGAAAUACGUGGACAUGAUGGUCGGAUUCCUGCUACUGUCAAGAUGCCUGACAGAGAGGAGGAUGGUAAGGAGAACAUUGAGGGUACUCUUUUAAAGGAGGCAAGAGGGCCAUUUCCUCAGUUUGCUGAACCACAACCUCUUGAUCGAGAACCGGAGGAGUUGAGUGAGGAAAUAAAGAAACAUGAGAGGGAUGACCCGUAUGAAGGAAUAAGCAAUGCAGUCAAUCGCAUAAAGCCUUGCCCAUACAGGGGAGAGCCCAAGAGGCAGAAAAAGGAUCCGACCGAUUUCAUGGAGAUUUUUGGCAAGCUUGAGAUCAACCUGCCUUUUCUACAAGCACUGAAAUUACCCUCGUUCAAUAGGUUUAUCAAAGACUUCAUAGCUGGAAAAGCUAAGGUCGAUGGGAAGAUUGUGAUUGGAGAAAGUGUGUCAGUUGUAAUCCAGAAGAAGAGACUUCCUUCCAAGAGGACUGAUCCCGGGAUGUUUACUCUACCCAUCAGUAUUGGAGAUAUUAAAAUUGAGCAUGCUAUGUGUGAUCUGGGGGUUUCUAUUAAUGUGCUACCCUUCUCAGUUUACAAGAGAAUAACUGGAGUCAGCUUGGUGAUACAAAGGUUGUCAUUCAGCUGGCGGACAGAUCAUGCAUUAGUCCUGAAGGAGUACUGGAGAAUGUAA